Nicotiana tabacum (common tobacco) is the source of this 963-nucleotide messenger RNA. Lineage: Eukaryota; Viridiplantae; Streptophyta; Magnoliopsida; Solanales; Solanaceae. The record is from RefSeq and is a predicted model, not a curated record.
AUGUGGGUGUUCAGAAACAAGCUUGAUGAGUUUGAGAAUGCAACAAUGAACAAGGCCAGGUAUUUAAAGGAAGAAGACUUUGUCAAACAACUACCUAGUUUUGAAUGUCAUGAGCAUCCUGAAUAUAUAUUUAAGCUUGACAAGGCACUAUAUGGUUUAAUGCAGGCACCUCGUGCAUGGAAUGAAAGGUUGUCCAGGUUCCUUCUGGAAAAUGGCUUUACAAGAGAGAAAAUUGACAACACUCUCUUUUUGAAGAAACAAGGGAGGAACCUAUUGAUUUUGCAAGUUUAUGUUGACGACAUCAUUUUUGGUGCAACAAAUGAUUCCUCAUGUGAGGAGUUUGUCAAGCUUAUGGGAAGCGAGUUUGAGAUGAGCAUGAUGGGGGAACUGAACUUUUUCUUAGGUCUGCAAGUUAAGCAAACCUCUAAGGAAAUGAUGAUAAGUCAACAGAAAUAUAUUAAAGAGCUUCUGAAGAGAUUUGAGAUGGAAAGUUCAAAAACCAUUAAUACUUCUAUUGCCACUGCCACUCGUCUGGACAUGGAUGCACCUGGUUCUCCUGUGAACGAAACCAUGUAUAGAGGUAUCAUUGGUUCACUCUUGUAUCUCACAGCCAGCAGACCUGAUAUUGUGUUCAGUGUGGGAUUAUAUUCUAGAUUCCAAUCAAUUCCAAAGGAAUCUCAUCUGAAAGCUGCUAAGAGGAUUCUAAGGUAUCUCAAAGGAACACAUGACCUGGUCCUCUACUAUCCUUCAGGAGACAAUCUCGAAUUAAUUGGGUAUGUCGAUGCUGAUUAUGUUGGUUAUUUGGUGGAUAGAAAUAACACAUCUGGUAUGGCACAUUUUCUAGUAUCAUGCUUGAUUUCAUGGGGUACAAAGAAACAAAACUCUGUGACUCUUUCUACUGCAGAAGCUGAAUAUGUGGCAGCUGCCUCCUGUUGUGCUCAACUAUUGUGGAUCAAGUAUUAA